This is a messenger RNA of Coregonus sp. 'balchen', 901 nucleotides long. Lineage: Eukaryota; Metazoa; Chordata; Actinopteri; Salmoniformes; Salmonidae. The record is from the annotation of a GenBank genome assembly.
AUGAGCCAUUCUAAAACUAAAAAUGCGAGUCACUACACAGAAACAGAAGAGGAAUUGAACUUUUCCGAAAAGCAACCUGAACCUUUACGACCUCCACCUAGAAAACAGGCCCCAAGACGGAAAGCACCACCUGUGAACAGUGGUAGAGGAGAUCCAAACAGAGACUCAAACAGAGCUAGAGGACAAACAUGUCGAGAGAGAGAAGAAGAGGGUGAACCCCAAAAACAAUCAUUUUUGGACUAACAGACGGAGACUCCCUUACAGACGGAGCAGACCCCAACAGAGACGGUUUCGACCUCAGAACCCCUCCCUCCCCUUAUCACACAAACUACAGACGACCCUCCCUCAACCCACAACAACAGUGGAAAAACAUGAAUCUACUGCAUCACGCAAUGACAAUUUUAAAAUGGAGGACCAUUUUACAGAACAAAUACCCACUAUUUCAACACAUGAUGACAAUGAGCCCGUUGAGCCAAUCAUUGAGCCCAGCACUGCUAUAGUAAAAUCAGAUAUCAUUCACAUAAAAUCAUUAACAGCAGAGGUGAAAGACCCUAGUGUAUUUAACCCUUCAAACAGAGAGCAUGUACAUGCACCAGAGACAAUCACCACACCAGAGCCUGAAAAUAUGCCUCCCCCAACUGAGAUGACUCGAUAGGAGAGGACACGGGAUAACUCAAAUAAACAGGAUGCUAUCAGACAGACUACCAAAAACAGGCAAACAUCCACAAAGAUAACAACUACAAAGCCCACUCUUAUUAAUUAUGACAUUAAUAUAGAACCUCCUAUGUCACGUGACACGGUUACUAUGGAAACACAGGUCCUGACUAAAGACAAGGGAGCUACACAGCCAGAAACACCUAUAACAGAAAUCCAUAUUCAAAAUCCACCUCCUAAAAAAUAA